Molecule: messenger RNA, 787 nt
Organism: Drosophila guanche
Lineage: Eukaryota; Metazoa; Arthropoda; Insecta; Diptera; Drosophilidae
Gene: Sld5
Product: DNA replication complex GINS protein SLD5
Exons: 3
Coding region: 82-777 (231 amino acids)
Biological process (GO): DNA-templated DNA replication; double-strand break repair via break-induced replication
Cellular component (GO): GINS complex
Source: RefSeq, a predicted model, not a curated record
AGUUCGCCAUUCGCAGGAAACGUAAACAAGUUGUUAACUUUGCGCCAGAAAUUGGAAAAAAAAACAAAAUACACAAAAACCAUGUCGGGUGACGAACAUAUUGUCGAUCUUCAAGAGAAGAAUGAUUUGAAAACUGAGACUGCCUUGGACAAUGACGAAGAGGAGGAUGAUGACGAAAUGGAACAAAUAACGGCUCAAAAGGUGCUCGAGGUUCUGGAGACAGCUUGGAUCAAUGAAAUGUGUGCCCCCGAAAUACUGCCCGAUCAGACGGAUAUGCUGGAGCUAAUGGUCUCUCAGGUGUCGCACAUGGUGGAGCAAAUGAAAGACCUGGACAAGAAUGAUUUCCGUGCUGUGGUGCACAGCAUGGAGCUGGAACGUGUGCGCUACAUCAUGGCCAGCUACCUGAGAUGCCGUCUGCAGAAAAUCGAGACCUUCACCCAGCAUAUACUCAACCAGGAGGAUGUUCGCGAGCCGGACGAUAAGCGCCUGUCGCCGGAGGAGACGAAAUUUGCCAGGGAAUACUCCAGCCAUGUGGAUGAAUACUUCCACAAGGUGGCCACACAGUACAUGCCCAACCAGCAGCGCGGAGAGCUCGAGCAAAGAAUCGUUGCACCCAACCUGAUGAGUCAUGUGUUCCUCAAGGCAAAUGUGGCAGUGCCUGCUGUCAUUGUCGGCGUUGACGAUGAGGAGGUCGACAUGGCGCCCGGCUCCCAGCAUAUUAUUCCAUAUCAACUAGUUGCUGACUUGAUACAAAACAACCAGGGGCAGCUCAUUUAACAAAUAAGAG